Molecule: messenger RNA, 849 nt
Organism: Botrytis sinoallii
Lineage: Eukaryota; Fungi; Ascomycota; Leotiomycetes; Helotiales; Sclerotiniaceae
Exons: 2
Coding region: 1-849 (282 amino acids)
Source: RefSeq, a predicted model, not a curated record
AUGCACACUUCUUUCAGACUACUUCUUCUUAUUGCAGGAAUCUGCAUCGCAGAUGUUAACACCAUUACCACUUCAUCAACUUCAGGUUGCAAUGCAGAUAAUUGUUAUCGUGCAGUUAGUGGAGACUUUCGUGGACCUUUUCAACAAGCUAUAGCAUAUGAUGAUUGCAUCAAGUACGUGAAAAACUUCUGCACAGUCGAUAUUAUUAAUAUCACUGUUACAUCUACCAUCUUGACAACAAUUACCGAAGUAUCUACCGUGGGAAAGAGAGCGGUAGCAACAACUACCUUUUCACUUCCAUCAUACGCUAGUGCUUGCUCAAACGAAGCUCGUUAUUCGAGUGCGUGUUCAUGUUGGGGAAUUUUACCUGACACCGUUACCGAAACUAUACCUACAUACACAACCUUCACUACUUCCACCGUUACCACCGGACUUCCUCCAGUCUGCCCCACAGGCAAAGCCCUCAUGAAAGAUGCCCUCAACUGCGGCUCCUGCGGCUACAUCUGUGAUACCGGCUAUUGUGAACACGGCACUUGCAACACCAUUCACUGUACUCCCACCAAAUGCGAAGAAGGCAUCAAACCAUGCGCUGUCGAUUCGACUUGUUUCUGUUUCAAUACCAUUACAGGCCUUGGUUUCUGCGGUGAAAAUGUUGGAUGUGCUGAAGCUAAAGAUUGUUAUGAUGAUGGAGAUUGUCCAAAUGCUUAUGUCUGUGCUUGGGAUACAUGUUGUGGAAAUAAUGUUUGUGUGCUUGGGAAUUGUCCAAAUCCGGCGGCGAAAUUGAUUAGAUCGGUGCAGAGAAAGAGAGAUGCAUUGAUAGGAGAUACGGCGGCUUAUAUGGCGGGUUGA